AUGUCUUCCCGAGAAAUGGAUCAGUGCUGGAGUGAUGAAACUCAAAAAUUAUUCAAAAAUGUUGGCGAACGGUUCAAGCAGGCUUUUGUUAACAAUGAACGCACCCAAUUCGAUGCAGAAGUAUUCUUAUCUUUGUUUGAACAAUAUCUCAGUGAACCCAAUACUAUCGAUUGGACUAGGAUGAAACCAUUAAGUUUGAAAUUUCAAAAAGAUUAUGAAUCACUGCCGUACUGUUCGGGGAAGGAAGAACGAAACGAGAUUGUGAAACGCCUCUCAGUUGUGAAACUAAAUGGGGGCUUGGGAACAACGAUGGGUUGUGAUGGUCCAAAGUCAUUAAUCGAAUUGCGCAGAGGACUCACAUUCCUUGAUUUUGCCAUUGGUCAUGUGCAGCGUUUUAAUGAACGGAGCAACAGUUCGGUACCAUUAGUUUUAAUGAAUAGUUUCAAUACUGACCAAACAGUCUGCGAAUAUUUGGCUGAUCGCAAGGUAAAUAUAAGAACAUUCCUGCAAAGCAAAUGUCCGAGGAUUUUUGUGGAAAAUUCAAUGCCCGUUCCUUUGAUUGAUGGAGGUGAAAAUAUUGAAGGCUGGUAUCCACCAGGUCAUGGGAAUAUUUUCGAAUCGAUGCAGUUUACGGGUGUUUUGGAUGAGUUGCUUGCUCAUGGACGUGACAUAUGUUUCAUCUCAAAUAUUGAUAAUACUGGUGCAACAAUUGAUUUGCGAAUUGCUAAACUAAUGGUAGAAAGUGAUUUGGAAUAUAUCAUGGAAUGCACCGAAAAAACGGAAGUAGAUAGAAAGGGAGGCACUUUGGUUGAAAUAAAUGGAUAUAUCAUGCAUUUGGAGAUGCCACAAGUGCCUAAUGAUCGUAUUGAUGACUUCUGUUCAACGAACAUUUUCAAGAUUUUCAAUACCAACAAUAUUUGGGUUAAUCUGCGUGCCGUCAAAAAGAAACUUGGUGAAAUGAAAAUGGAAAUUAUUGUCAACAAAAAGGUUCUCAGUAACGGUAUGUUUGUCAAUCAACUGGAAACAUCAGUAGGUGGUGCCAUUCGAAAUUUCGACAAGGUGUUGAGUCUUCAAGUGCCCCGCUCUCGCUUCCUUCCUGUUAAGAAUACCCAGGAUCUACUUGCUAUUAUGAGUGAUUUAUACGAAGUCACGGAGAACUUUUCGCUGCAGUUUGUUAGAAAGGACAAAGCACCAAUCAUAGAGCUGUCGAGACAUUUCAGCAAGGUUUCCGAAUUUCGAAAACGUUUUCGUGAUAUUCCACGGUUACGACAGUUAAAAUGGCUAAAAGUUAAGGGUGACAUAUAUUUCGGACGCCACGUGGUGCUGAAAGACAACGUAGAAAUCGUUGCUGAUCAAGGGCAACCACUUGAAAUAGCCGAAGGUGAAUGUUUGGAAAAUAUUAAACUGAUACAGACAUCACAUGCUGAGGUACAGAGAAUACCAAUAGUAUUAGAUAGUAAUCAGAUAGGAAUCAAAGUCGGAUAG
This is a messenger RNA of Loa loa (African eye worm), 1485 nucleotides long. RefSeq names its product UDP-glucose pyrophosphorylase 2. The record is from RefSeq and is a predicted model, not a curated record. Gene Ontology annotation, biological process: UDP-alpha-D-glucose metabolic process; glycogen metabolic process. NCBI's taxonomy places the organism in Eukaryota, Metazoa, Nematoda, Chromadorea, Rhabditida, Onchocercidae. Gene Ontology annotation, cellular component: cytoplasm. The transcript has 9 exons. Gene Ontology annotation, molecular function: UTP:glucose-1-phosphate uridylyltransferase activity. Bases 1 to 1485 code for a protein of 494 amino acids.